Messenger RNA from Paramecium tetraurelia, 1947 nucleotides. RefSeq lists its product as uncharacterized. The transcript is spliced from 7 exons. NCBI's taxonomy places the organism in Eukaryota, Ciliophora, Oligohymenophorea, Peniculida, Parameciidae. The record is from RefSeq and is a predicted model, not a curated record.
AUGAUUUAAAUUGCUCAGUUGCAACUAAAUCACAAUUCAUUAUUAAUUCAAUAAAUAGAAGAAAUUGAUUUAAUUUUGUAUUACAUUUUAAGUAAAAUAUAAAAGGAGGAUGUGGAUAAUAAACGAUAAGAGUAAGCGGAUAAAUAUCAAUAAGAAUCAGAAUUAAAAGUAAAAAUACUGAUGAAGAAAAUUUGGUUUUAAAUGGAUCCUCUUUUUGAUUUUCUUUUACGAAUAUCAGUAAGUUUACAAGAACUUUCAUGCUUGAGUAUUAAAGUUAUGAACUAUUAAUUAUAAGAAGAUGAAUCAAGUGCUUAGCAUCGAAAUUCUGAAUCCAUAGUUAUUUAUAUAUAAUUUGUGUAAAUGAUUUGCUUAUAAUAAUUUCUACCUGAAUCCUAAAAAAAUUGGCAACUAGCAUCCUUGAAAUACUUAUUUCAGUUUAUAUAAAUUUUAUUUAAUUAUAUUGAUAUAGAUAUAUGGGCUGUAAUAGUUCAAGAAAAAAUCUUUAAGAAAAGAGUUCUUUAAAUAGUAAAGAGCUCUGAGAAGUGUAACGAGAAAUUUAAGAAAUUAUCAUCGAUAGCACCAGGAAAAGCUGAACAAUUUAUUGCCAUUGAAGGUUUUAGAGCAGCCUUUACAGAAAAUACGUAGUUAGCUGAUAAAAUCUAUAAAUUUAUCAAAAGUUAAAGUGAUACUAACAUAGUGAAUAGAGAAACUUUUGUAUUAUCAAUGGAACUAUUUACAAAAUAGAAAUCAGAAAUAUAUGUUUAUACAAAUAACUACAAGCAUUUGGAGCAAUAUCAGUUAUUAUUAUUGAUAUCCAUAUAACAUCCUGAAAUUUAUAAGAGAGAAGAAUUCAAGUUGUAAUAGUUAACAAAAGUUGAAAUAACAUAUUUAUAAGCAGGGAUCUUCAUCAAGGAGAUAAUAAAUAUGUUGAGUCCAAAAGGCAAUAAAUUAAGCGAUGAUGAUGAUGUGGCAGCUAAAUUAUUGAUCAAUAAUAUUUUUGGAGAUAAAACAAGCAACAUGGACUUAUAACAGUUUUGUAACUAAAUAAAGAUGGAAGUUCCUUUGAUUAAUACAGUCAUAAGAAGGUAUUUUGCAGGGAAAUUUACAGAUUCCUCUCACAAAAUUAAACUCCCAGAACUGACUGAUAAUUCCCUUAUUAUCAACUAUCAAAUAUUGGGAUUGUUCUAUUUAAGUACUUCCUUGGUUCUACUAAAACCAAAAAAUGGUUAAGAUUAGUUUGAUUUAAACAUUCUAUCAAAUCAAUUGUUAUCCUAAAACUCUCCAACUCUGCUACUAUUUAGACAUGUUGAACGAUUAAAUAAGUAUGAAAAGUUACCAUAUCAACACACACCUGAUGAAAACUUAGAUGCCUUUGAAUAACAUUAUUUAUUUGGUUAUUUCAAUUCAUCCAAGUGGAGAUUAGCACCAGACAUCACUGGAGACAAGAACUCAUCUAUAUUUUCCAUAGUCCCAAAAUACUAGCAAUUUAUAACAGGCAAAGGGAAGGGAUAAAGCAAAUAUGCCUUAUUGAAUAGUGAUCAAGGGAGACCAUUGCCUUAAUCUUUAUAAAAGAAAUUAAGCAAAUUUGGAUUGGGUAUUGGGGGUAGUGGAUAUGAAUAACAUAGAAUUUGGAUUGAUGGUUAAAAUUUGAAGGAUAGCUAUAUUGCAGAUGACGAUAAGACUUUUGCAACAGGUCAUAUAUUGGCACCUCAUAUCACAAAAUUGAAUAUUGAUAGAAUCGAAGUAUGGAGUGUGGAGUUCAUAUCCACUUAAUAAGAUUUAUCACAUUUUAGAUAAACCCAAAUGAACCACAUAAAUCAAUUAUUGGAGGAUGAAAUUCCAAAAUAAAAUGUCGAUCCUGGAUCACUUAUCAAUUCAAUUAAAAACAGAAAUUCAAGGAUUCAAUCUGCUAUACAUACCCAAUAAGUAGAAGAGGAGAAAUUUUGA